AUGCCCGCCCCCGGGGUGGUGAGGAACUUAUGCUUCCGGAUAAGCAUCGUGGGGGCAGCGAACAGCGGCAAGUCGUCCCUUCACAACCGACUGAUGAGACAACUCAACGCCAAUUACAAACAAUCGCUAGUUCACCAUGAGCCAAAUUACUGCAUUAACAGUAAUGAGAGUCCAUUCCGAGUGGAAAAUACCAAAUGUGUGAUCACGGACACACUGGGGAUGAACGAACAAAUGAUGAAGAGGAUGCAACUGUGGAAGCAUAGCAAGUACGAACGACAUCACGAGAGUAACACUAUUAUUAGUCAAUAUUUUCACGUCAUCCGUAGUAGCCACUUAAUUUUUUUUUGCGUAAAGUCUUCCCAAAUUAGAGAGAGUGAUAUCUUAGCGUAUCAAAUUGUGAGUGACGUUUUUACUCCGAGAGAAAAUUUAUUUACUGUCCUGUUUGAAGAGAGUGCCUUAAGGAAUGGUGGCAGGGGUGGAGUAGAGGAGGAGGGGGAGGAGGAUGACGUGGCAACGAGACAGGAUAAGUACAAUUUUUUACACGCCUUUGAGUACUUUAGCAAUGUUGUUUUUUUCCCAAAUGGGUUGGUUUGGAAGGACGAGGGAGGAGAGGACUUGGUGGAGCUUAUACGGCGGAAGGUCAGGGAGGAAGUGAGUCGCCAGCUGGCUGAAGGGGCUACCCACGCGGGGGCGGAGCAUGAAGAAGCCCCAACCGAGGCCCACUCCACGAUGGAUCACCCUACGUGGGCCCCUCAGAAAAUUUCCACAAACGACCAAGUGCGUGACCUGGUGGAUGAGAGUCUUCGCAUCUUCCGGCCGAAGCUCAGCGAAGAAACGAAGAAUUUUUUUUACAAAUACGUAGACCUGAGGAAAAAGGAGAAGUCCGACGAGCGUCUGUUUAACGAUUUUCUGAGCGAACGGAUUUUGGGAAAGUCGCUCAAGAAGCUCACGAGGGGGGAGUUGGUCGCGCGCGGGGCGGCUGCGGAGGUAGAAGCGGAGGCAGGAGCGGAGGUAGAAGUGGUUGGGGAAGGAGUCGUCGAUACCGCUGCCAGUACCGCUACCAGCACCGCUCCCAACACUGCUCCCAACGCCGCUGUCCAUGCCGAAGCCCAGCUGGUCGACUACUUCGACAAGAUGGAGGGCGACUUCGAGCGGAAAAGGAGAGUCGCCGCGAAGGUGAAGAACAAGCGAAUGCGGCUUUUGCAGGCCAUCGUGGCGGGACAGGGGGGGGUCAACCCCUACGAAUUGAACUGCGGAAAAACGACGCUGAUCGAGGCCAUCCUGAGAAGACCCAUCGUGAGAGAGCAAGACGUGAUGGAACUCUUCGGGAAGAAAAAAUACAUUAACAAGGAUCUUACCAUAGAACACAAAAAUGUUCAAAUAACAGUAGCAGAUACGUGUAGCCUAACGAAGCAACACAGAUUCAGAAGAGAGGACACGUACCAUGAUGAGGAGAGACAAAUAUUUACCAAUGUGCACAAAAGUGAUGUGUGUGUGUACGUAAAGGAAGCUAAAGAAAACAACAUAAGUAUAAGUAAGGAAGAUAAAAAAAUGAUGUUUUACCUUUUGAGAAAGAAGAAGAAUAUUAUCGUUGUGGUGACUAAAAUAGAUACUAUUUUGUCCAAAUUUGAGGAGAAAAAAAAUGAGUUCCUAUCCUCCUUCUCUGCCUCCUUUAAUGACAUCCCUGUGGUCUUCCUAAACCCAAACAAUAAAAUGCACGUGCAGACUUUACUUAACCGACUGGUUCAUAUACAUAAGAUGAGUCACAUACGGAUCCCUACUUCUACCCUAAAUCUCUUUUUAAUUAGAUUCCUUCAGUUGUUCCCUGUCCCUUGGGUGAGGAAAAAAAAAUGCAACUUCAAGUACAUCAGGCAAGUCAACAGCAACCCUGUUACUCUCCUCAUAUUCACCAACCUCUACAACGACAUCCCCAAAAAUUAUUUGUCUUUUUUUAAAAAAAAACUAAAGGAUGAAUUUCGUUUGAGAGGCGUUAAUAUUCAGUUUAUUUUUCGCACCACUUGCGAUAGUGCCAACGCCAGGCGCAGUCGGUUCAUGCGUGCUGGGGGGAAGGCCAUGUAG
This is a messenger RNA of Plasmodium cynomolgi strain B, 2079 nucleotides long. RefSeq lists its product as hypothetical. The transcript has 2 exons. NCBI's taxonomy places the organism in Eukaryota, Apicomplexa, Aconoidasida, Haemosporida, Plasmodiidae. The record is from RefSeq and is a predicted model, not a curated record. Gene Ontology annotation, molecular function: GTP binding; GTPase activity. Bases 1 to 2079 code for a protein of 692 amino acids.